UUUAUCCAAUCACAACUCACACGAAGAAAUUUUUGUUCGUCACUUGUGAACUUGUCCGAUCUGAAACAGCCCUCGAAGGAAAGCGAGCGACGGCGUCUUGUCUCAGUCGCAGGCGACGAGAUGAUCGCCUCCGUCGCCUUCUGCUUUCCUGCGCCAUCCUUCUCCUCCACUGCUCACUGCCCUCGCUCGCUUCCUUCGCUCAAGGUCGCGACCCGGAAAGCAAAGAAGUCGACAUCGAGGACACUGGAAAGGAGUCGCCGCGAGACUGGAGGGAGGAGGAGAAGCGGCGUUUGCAGGGCGGAGCUCCUCCAUGACGCCCCUUUCGCCUUCGCUAUCGGCGCCUGUGUGCUUAAUUCGCUUAUAUUCCCGGUCCCGGCCGGCGAGUCGGAAGACGAGGAAGGAGGUGGAGGAAUUGAUUCGACGGAUACGAGGUUCGCCGUGAUGGGAAUCAUCAGCUUCAUCCCUUACUUCAAUUGGCUGAGUUGGGUGUUUGCUUGGAUGGAUAGCGGAAGACAACGAUAUCUGGUCUACUCUAUCGUCUACUUGGCUCCUUACUUGAGAUCGAAUCUAUCAUUAUCACCUGAAGAAAGCUGGUUGCCAAUUGCUAGCAUAUUUGUUUGCAUUCUUCACAUUCAGCUAGAAGUAAGUAUUAAAAAUGGAGAUGUUCAAAGCAUCAAGUUCUUUGAUGAAGCACUAAAACAAUUUUCGCAAAUGAUAAAGAAGAGAGACAUUGAAUCCAAAAGACACCAACACCGCCCCAAGGAAGAUGACUCCAAACACAUGAGAUUACCUUCUUCGCAUGGAUUGAGAGAAAAGCCCAAGGAGUGGGACAACUCUAGGAAAGAAAAUGAAGAGUUGGAGGAUGAAAGGAAAGACAAACAAGCUAUUCUGAGACAACAAUCACUAUUUAGCCAAAGCAAGAAACAGCUACAAAUUUGAAUGGAGCAACUUGUUUCUUCAUGAUCUUUUGCAGGCAAGAUCCGCUGGUCCGCACUUUGUGGAUCAGAGAAUGGAGUACAAAAGUUUAUUGAUUGAUUUGAAUGGCAGGAUCCGCUGGUCCGCACUUUGUGGACUAGAGAAUGAAGUACAAAAGUUUAUUGGUGGAUUUGAAUGGAUCUCAUCUAUUUAACAGAUAGGAUCUAUGUAAAUCAAUCAAUCAGUAUAGUGGUUCAUCCUUUGGACCGUACUUUGCGAUUUACAGGAUCUGUUAUCCUUGAAGUGACACCACUUACUGUUCACUCUACUUAUUUAACCAUUGAUUUGGUGGACCUUAA
Zingiber officinale is the source of this 1274-nucleotide messenger RNA. RefSeq lists its product as uncharacterized. Bases 121 to 939 code for a protein of 272 amino acids. The transcript has 8 exons. Lineage: Eukaryota; Viridiplantae; Streptophyta; Magnoliopsida; Zingiberales; Zingiberaceae. The record is from RefSeq and is a predicted model, not a curated record.